Heterocephalus glaber (naked mole-rat) is the source of this 5701-nucleotide messenger RNA. Lineage: Eukaryota; Metazoa; Chordata; Mammalia; Rodentia; Bathyergidae. The record is from RefSeq and is a predicted model, not a curated record.
UGUUGCAAUAUUUAUGCAUAGUAUUUAAAUACACAUAUAAACCAAAUGUGCAAAAUAAAACUUGAUUUACCCUCAAUAUAAAGGAAAGCUCUAUUUCAAUAAAUUUUAAUAAUGAAUUUUAUUAAAGUUAGGGUUUGUUAUUGUGUCUUUUGGUUGUAAACAGGAUAACUGAAGGAUUUAAUGUAUAAGAGGUUCAUGUGUCUUUUGUUCACAUUUUUCCUCUAUUCUUUUCAAAUCUUACUCAGUGGGAUUGUCAUCCUUUGUAAGAAGAUUCUUGGGUCAACAGUCAGUAGAACUCUGCACUUGGAAAAGCCUCCAUUUCCUUUUGAGAAGAAAUUAAAUUACAGCUUAAAGAAUUCACACAUAAUAAUUUUGUUGAAAAAUGUAUAUGUUAGAUUCAGGGUCUAAAAUUUAGUUAAGAAAAGAAAGACAACCCUGUGUGGUAGCAGGCGGGGCAAGCAAAGGUGGUGAAGAGCCUGGGAAGCUGCCAGAGCAGGCAGAGGAGGAAUCCCAGGUUUUGCACGGAACUGGCCACUGUAAGUGGUUCAAUGUGCGUAUGGGAUUUGGAUUCAUCUCCAUGAUAAACCGAGAGGGGAGCCCCUUGGAUAUUCCAGUGGAUGUAUUUGUACACCAAAGCAAACUAUUCAUGGAAGGAUUUAGAAGCCUGAAAGAAGGAGAACCAGUGGAAUUUACAUUUAAAAAAUCUUCCAAAGGCCUUGAAUCAAUACGGGUAACAGGACCUGGUGGGAGCCCCUGUUUAGGAAGUGAAAGAAGACCCAAAGGGAAGACACUACAAAAAAGAAAACCAAAGGGAGAUAGGUGCAGACGGCAGGAUUUACUGAUGGAUCAGAAGUGGACUGUGAGAGAAGAAGAGUCCAGGAUGACUCCAAGAUGCUACAACUGUGGUGGCCUUGAUCAUCAUGCAAAGGAAUGUAGUCUACCUCCUCAGCCAAAGAAGUGCCAUUACUGUCAGAGCAUCAUGCACAUGGUGGCAAACUGCCCCCAUAAAACUGUUGCACAGCUGCCUGCCAGUUCUCAGGGAAGACAGGAAGCAGAAUCCCAGCCAUGUACAUCAGCCUCCCCUAGAGAAGUUGGGGGAGGGCAUGGCUGCACAUCACCUCUGCUUCGUCAGGAGGCUACAUCAGAGGUCUCAGAUCGGUCAGGCAGGUCACCUCCAGAAGUUUCCUCCAUGAAGGCAUCUGCAGCUCCAGAAGAGCAAAACAAAAAGGGGCCUUCUGUUCAAAAGAGAAAAAAGACAUAGUCCUUCUUAAUGUAUUGUUUUCCCUACCUGAUUGGGAAGUCUACCUCAUGCAAGUACAGGGAAACAGCAUUUCACAGAUAGCAGCUGACCUGAGAUUUCAACUACUGUUGAGGAACUGUGGAUUUUUUUUUUUAACAGACAAAUCACUAUAAGCAAAUUACAUUUGAGCAGGUUGUCAUAUUUGAGAGGAGAGAGCCUGGAUCUGUGUGUAUGUAUGAGGAUUUUACAUAGGAAUGUAGACAUAUAUAUAAAGAUGGUUUGUCUUUAUAUGUGUGUGUUAUGGAUAAGCACAUACCCUCCCUCACAUAAUUGGAUAUCUCCAGGAAAUUGAAAAUCCAUGUGAAGCAUUUAAGAUGGUUUAGAAAAUAAUACCAUGAGUUUUUCUUAAAAUAUCACCUUUUUAUAUUACAUAAAAAUGAAAAUAUGACUGUUACCUUUUGUGUGAACCAAAGGAUACUUCAAAUCUCAGAGAUGCCAGUCAUAUGGUACUGAAGGUUUUUUUAAGAUACCCAGUUUCUCCCGAGUUUGGGAUUGCCUCUUUUUCUUGCUAUCUAUGGAGAGGUGUUUUUUUUUUUUCCUCCUCUUUGAAGGCAGUACCUUACCUCCAUAUGCUUCUGACUGCCAUAGCUUUUUUGAUUCUGGGAUACAUAACUCCAGAAAAGACAAUGAAUGUGUAAUUUCUGUGCCGACAUUUCAGUGUUUUUAAUUCUAUGUUUUGAUUGUAAAUUACAUGCCUAAUAAGAAAAAUGAAGGGGAGGGUAAUGUAUAAAUGUAGUAAGUUGAUUAUUUUCAGUGGUAUUUUGAUACCAGCUCAUUAUAAUCUUUUACAUGGGUUGUGACAACAGCAGCUUCCCUUAACUGAGUCGAUCUUGUAAGCAUCACUUAGUGCAGGGAGCUCUCCUUAUUUACUACUGAAGACCUUAGAGGAGAACUCCAAUCAUAUGGUCUGUAUUUUUUGGUGGCUAUUUUUAUUCCCCCUGGAGAGUUCUCUAACUUGUUUCUAAAAAGCAGCAUGGAAAUGAAUAAAAUACUGGGAUUGAGAAUAAAAAUUAAGUAGAUGCUCAUAAUUUCCCAGUAAGUUUGACCUGUGAAUGAUACUAAAAAGUAGUGUUUGGUGGCAGGCAACUAGAGUGAAAAGCCUGGUACUAAAACCUCUCUCAUCAUAUAAUUAGAAGCAUCUUGUACAAUAACAUUGAUCUGAUGAACAUUACCUUCAGCACGUAUGCUGAAGGUACCAUGUGGUGGAUCCAAGAUGAACAUCAGAUGCUAGGGUUAGAGAAUCUUCUCAGGUUGGUUUUCAGUUAUAGUAACAAACUGGCUAGGGACCAGUUAUAGUAUUGGUCUCUUUAGGUUUCAGUUAUGAGAAAAAAUGAAUUUGGUGUCAUCCUGUUUCUAUAAAUUAUAGGUAAAUUUCUGAAACAUUUCCAAAAAAGGUACCAAUUAAUUAGAAUGCUUACUAUUGGCAAUAAAUAUAGUUUUGAAUGGGCCUGUUAAUGUAAGCUCAGAUAAUCAGAGAGAGAAAGAGAGAGAGAGAGAGAGAGAGAGAGAGGGAACACAAACAGCUUGACUCAAAUAAGACAUACUCUGCUGAACAGUUCCUGCUCCCUUUUCUGUUGUCCUGUCAUGGAUUCUGGGAUAGUUGCUACUGUUUCAGCAAGCCAUCUGAAGAACCACAUGCCUCAGGCUGGCCUGCCAGUCCUUUAUAGCUCAGCCUGGAUUUCACAGCACUGUUUAUAAUUUCACAGCACUGUUAAUCUCCAUGGUUAUAUUGAAAUAUCAGUGUGCUAUGAUGCCUACCUUUGACGAUAUUGAAUGUGAUAUAGCUGUAGAGAAGUAUUUCCUUGCCUUAUGUGAGGAUUUCAAGCUUAUUUAAAUUAUGUAGACAAAUCAAAGUGGCAUUGCUUAACUUUUAGCAGGUAUAAUAAGCAGAUUAACAGUAAAAAUGCAAAAUAUGACAAGUCACUUUGAAAAUUCAAACCAAAGUUCCUUGACUUUUUAGAAAUAGGAAAUUAUGGACUUGAAAAUUGGGCAUUCCCUGUUUACAUGUAAAAUGUUCAGAGCUGAGAUCAUGAUAGAAAAUGAAAAUAGAAAAGACAGAAACACUUGAGAACUGCGGACCUCAUGGGUGCAAUUUUAAAUCUUCUACAUCUGACUAGACUGAACUACAAAGAGCACAUACCAAACCUAUCUUAUGGUUAAAAGUUGGGGUUUAUUUUUUAUAUGAGAAUAUUGUCACUAUUACAUAACAUACUCAGGACAAAUAACUUUGCUCAGGGAACAUUCUGUAUAAUGUUGUUAUUUCUUUACAGACUAGUCUACAGUCCUGCUUACUCAAAACAAGCCAAAUAACUUAGACCUUUAUGUAAGUACAUGUACUUGAUGUUAGUAACUACCUCUGAGUUUGACAUAGAUCAAAAUUUUGAGUAUCAGAUAUCAAUUCUAUUUUCAUUUCAUAUGAAAAGUCCCCUAAAGCAGAAUUCCUCAACUCCUUGCAGAUGUGAAUAUCACUGAUAUUGUUCAUUUACCUUGGUGAAAUAUUCUUCUGUUUACAGCAAAGGGCUACCUCAUUGUUGAUACAUAGCACACCUUUAUGCUGCUCUAGCCUUACAGAUGACUGAGAAUUCUCUGGUACAGAAUUUGUAUUAUAGAUAGUAAUUCAUAACUGCAUGUUUCUGAUAAACAUGUUUGAAUAAUGAAUCUCAUUUUAAUUAGCAAAGUCUCCAAGCAUUUCCUUAAAGUUAAUCAUGUAUUUAGUUUGAAGAAUUAUGGGCACUCUUCAGCUUAAGCAAACCAGAACACAAGCAAUCUUGGAAAUAGUUGCUUUGUCCAGAGCUGGGGGGUUCAGGAAAGGGUAGCAGGAGGAGGAAUUGGUGUAUUAGUGUACAAUAUUCAUCCUGGGCAAGUGGUAUAAAAUAUGCCACAUUCCUUCAUUUACAUGUCUCUGCUACCCUGAAGCCAAAAUAUAUUGGAUUAUUAUAGCCCCAGGCAGGUAACUAGCACUGGCAUGCCAAGGAGUGAACUUAAAGUGUAAUGCCAUUCCUAGCUACUGAGGGGAAAGGGUCUAUGGGAAGCAGCAGUUUGCAGGAGUUACUAAUGAUGGGGCAGAAGGUCUGUGAAGCAAGCUGUCUCUUGAACUCAGCCUCAUGCUAACACAAAUGUAAUUCCUAAGAAAGGUGCACUGCCAAUCUCUUAGCCCUAUCAGCUAUUCAUUUGCCUCAAGGCAGAUUAUAGUGAAAACAUUUUUAUAGUUAAACAUUUCUAGUCUUUGGAUGUAUUUUUACAGUUGAAAGAGUUAGAAUGGUUUUUACCUGCUUACAAUUUGGAAAUUUAGCAUGCAAUGUAAAGAAGAAGAAACAUCAUGUUAUUAGCAUCAGUCCACCUCCAAAUAUAAGACAUUUUAAUUGCCAGUAUUUUUUUAUAUUCUGGCUCAGUUUUAUUUUGCACCAGUGCAGCCCCAAGUUACUGCUGGUUGUAUUUAGUUUGUGAAUAGAAGCCCAUAAGUGUUAAUAAACUUUGUAACAUUCACUUUAAGAUGAAUUAUACAGAACAUGGGUAAUCUCAUUAAGUCUUAAAAGUUAAUUUAAAUUAAUUUAUCUGUUUUCCCUAAGAAAUGUUUAUCAGAAAAUAUAUAUGCAUAUUUCUCCUUUGGUUAUAAAAUUUGGGAAAAUAUGCAGCCGCACUGACUUUAAUUUUUUAGGUAUCUUAAUGAGAUUUAUUUGUUUUAGAAAAGAACAAUUAUUGAAAGAUCAAAUUUUGUCUGACAUAAUUGUCAACAGCCUCUUUAAAAUGUGGUUGUGUGAUCUGUGUCCUAGUUAUUCUGUUAGAGUGAGAGAUUGACCUAUGAUUCAUUGUUAAAUUUCAUGUUUGGAAUGAAGCUGCAAAGUUAUGGUAAAGUACUGUACUAUGAGAAAGUAUUAUGAUAUUUAAUACAUCUGUGGCUUAACACUUGUGAAAAUUCCCAGCUUGAUAAUGAUGGUGUUGACUACCUCUUUAAUCCCAUCUAUCAACCACUGGCACCUACCACCAAGCUGGCUUUAAUAGUAUGUGUUGCUUCUUUUGGUAUUAACACCUCUAUCCAUACUAGAGACCAAAGUGAACCCUGAUUUCUGUGUCUUAAUACAGUGUUUUAUCUAGUAUUUUAAAAUUAUACUGUGUAGUAUUUAGAUUUAAUCUCAUUGUCCAUUUUGAUUCAUGUUGUUUACAAGUGAAAAUUUUUUAAAAACCAGUUGAACUGUUUGUAAAGGACAAAAAAGAGUUGAUGUUUAGAAUGAGACUUCACUCAUGUUCAUUCACCUCGAUGGACUAAAGUACUGUUUGUCUUUCUUCAGAUGUGGGUUUUAUAUUCUCAUUUCAUGCCUGUUGUCUUAUUCUGUUAAUUAUGGAUAUUUUGAGGCUUAAAAAGUACUUGAUUAAAAAAUAAACAUAUAACAUCGACAUUUA